Molecule: messenger RNA, 1831 nt
Organism: Haliotis rufescens (red abalone)
Lineage: Eukaryota; Metazoa; Mollusca; Gastropoda; Lepetellida; Haliotidae
Product: serine/threonine-protein phosphatase 6 regulatory ankyrin repeat subunit A-like
Exons: 8
Coding region: 496-1611 (371 amino acids)
Molecular function (GO): protein binding
Source: RefSeq, a predicted model, not a curated record
AGUCGUCAAACACACAUUGUAUUUCAACAUGAUACAAUAGCUAUUACUUUACAUAGUUGGUUUCUACUGGUGGUGUGAGUAUCCGCAGAGACACAGUCGUGAAAGGUCGGAGUGACCUAUGCUAUCCCAGUAUUUACAAAUAGUUUGGCUCUGCAGGUAGAACAAGAGCUGGCUACCACUUGCAUUCCGUUGAUUCCGUUACAGUUGACAGCGCAACUCUCACCUCACAAGACACUUACAUUCAUAUUCUUUCUAUGUGGGCCAGCAGGAGCCUGCUUCGGAGAAUUAUUUCGGAGAUUAUCCAUAAUGUACCGAAAGGCCUCACACAGCCUGCUCGACGGACAAUUUACACAAUGGAGGAGCAAGGGUGACUAUCUGACCUCUGUGCCUGCCUUAACUGUUGGCGAGUUUGGAGCAAACAAUCACACUUUCCAUGAUCAAAAUAUCCAAAGCCAUUUCCAACUCCCUUCCCACUGAGCCACAUGUCCAUCUUACAUGGCACAUCAUCGGCCAGAAUCCAAGUCCCCACCGAGACUUCAAGAAGACGGGGCUCUUGCAGAGUCAAAGUCUCCUCAAAGGCCAGGUCACAUAUCUCAGCCAGGUAACCAACCUCGGCCAGGUCACCGAUCUAGGCCAAAAUCCAAGUUCCAACUGUGUCAAGUAGAAGAAAACAUGCUCAAGAUGACAUUCACACAGCAUCAAAGAGAGCAUAGAGACUCCAGUGACACACAGUCUAGAGGGUGUGCAAGAACACACAACACAGAGAGAAUAAGCAGGACACCCAGACGAGCGACACCAACACCAUCACAACGACCUGCGCCAGCUGAGUUUGACCUUCACGCUGCCUGCUGGGCUGGGAACAUGGCGGUGGUGAAGCGCAUCAUGUCCCAGGGUCAGUCUGAUAUCGAUGGUAUAGGGGGACUGUGGAGGACGACACCGGUGAUGGCGGCAGCAUGGCAUGGGCAUGUAGAUGUGGUGAAGCUCCUUGUGACUGAAGGAGCUAAUGUGUCACUGGAGGACUCUGCAGGUGACAACAUCCUUCACUAUGCCUGUUAUUCAGGACUUGUGGAGUUGGUGAAAUUUGUUCUCUCAGAGAAGAUGGCUGACGUCAACAGUAGGGGAGAGGGUUACAGGACACCAGUGAUGGCGGCCGCCUGGUAUGGACACAGAGAAGUAGUUGAGUUACUUAUACGUGAAGGUGCUGAUGUGUCACUAGUGGACAGUGACAGUGACAACAUCCUUCACUGGGCCUGUGAGGGAGGAGAUGUCGAGAUGGUGAAAUUUGUCCUCUCACAAGAAAUGGCAGACAUCAAUAGUAGAGGAAAGGAGAGCAGGACACCGGUAAUGGAGGCUUCACUAUAUAAACGAAGAGAAGUGGUGGAGUUACUGGUGCGUGCAGGCGCUGUAAUGACGCUAGUGGAUGAUGCUGGUAACAGCAUCCUUCACUUGGCUUGUGAGGGAAAAGAUGAGGAGACGGUAAAGUUUGUCCUGUCAUUGAAUGUGGUGGACAUCAACGCAAGGAACAAGAAGGGUCAGAAUGUUGCCGACGUGGCGAGAGACAAGGAACAUCAGGAAAUGGUGCAUCUCCUGGUGUCCCAUGGCGCUCAAUGAAGUCAGUGUAUUGUUUGUGUUGACAAAGAAGGAUAACAUGUUGUUACAGACAGAGAAGUGGUCUUUGCCAUUCAAGUUGUAUAUUUCAGGUUCAAUGUGAGACUGUCUGUUUUGUUCGAGGAAACUUUUGAGACAUUUUUGCAUAAUCAGGUUGGAAAAUUGUUAAUUGAUUAAAAUUAUUGAUGAUGUGGGAUUAGUAUAUAAAUACUUCAUCUCGGAA